Schistosoma turkestanicum is the source of this 2403-nucleotide messenger RNA. The record is from the annotation of a GenBank genome assembly. Lineage: Eukaryota; Metazoa; Platyhelminthes; Trematoda; Strigeidida; Schistosomatidae.
AUGGAAUAUAGUGAAAAAAUAAAGGAAUUAGAAGGAAAAGUUAAAGUGUAUGAAGAUGAAAUACAUAAAAAAGAUGAACUGAUUCAAAAGUUAUCCAGUAUGGAUAUUAGUCAAAUUAAAUCCACUAAAGAGAAAUCAAUUGAUGAUAGUACUGUUAAUAAAGAACAUGAACAAUAUCAACAGACAAGUAUAGGACGUGAAGAACUUGCAACAUUACGAAGUAAAGUUGAACAAUUAUGUGAAAAAACAUUAAGUCAAGAAAGUGAAUUAAAAGCAAAAUCAACAUUGUUAACCAAAGCGGAAUCAGAUAUUAAUAAAUUAACACAGAAAAUUGAUGCAUUAACAUCUGAAAAUGAAAAAUUGAAAAAGCAAAUCAAUGACAAUACAACAAGCAUUAAUACAAGAAUUGUUGAAAAUGAAGUGUGCAAUAAAAAAUUGGAUGAAUUAAAUCAAUUAUUGAAAAGUGAACAGAAUCAAACAGAAGAAUUGAAAAAGCGUUUACAUAAACAGAUAGAAGAGAAGGAAAAAUCCGACUAUCAGCUUACACAAAAUGAAAAACGUUUAGAAAAUUUCACUACAAAAAUGAUUCAUAUAUUUGAUACAUUUUUACAAAAUGAAGAACAAUUACCUAAUGAUUGGAAAGAUGAAAUGAAAUUAGAAAAUUUAAUAACUAGAGCUAAGGAUGUCGUUAAUGAAAAUUUAAGAAACAAAGGACAUAUUCAAGAUUUAUUAGAUCGAUUAAAACAACGUGAAAAUGAAAAUAUUGAACAAAAAUAUAGCGUCAGUCGUUUAGAUGAAUUAAUAAAUAGGAAUGAUUGCUAUGAAAAAGAAAAUAGAAACUUAAAUCAGGAAUUAGAAUUUACUCGACGUAAUGAAAAAGCUUUAGAAGAACGAAUUCAUUUUUUAACUAAAGAAUUAGUUGAUUCUCAAUUACAUAUUAAAGAAUUAGAUAAACAAUUACAAGAAACAAUGAAUGAAAAACAAUAUCUGAUUGGUCAAAAUAAAUACGAAGAUAAUUUAUUAUUUCGAAAUUCACUGGCUUCAUUGCUUUCAUCCAAUAAUUACCAAUGUAAUCCAACUGAAAUAUCAAUUAAAGAAACUAUUAGAAAAUUUUUAAACGAAUUACAAGAACAAAAAGAUUUGCUUUCAAGACUUGAAGCUCGUUUGUCAGACACAUUAAAACGUUUAGAUCAUUCAGAAACUUCUAAACACGAAAUGGAACGCAUGUUAGAGAAGACAGAAAGGGAAUGUUUUGAUCUGCGUGAACAGAUUAGACGUUUAGAAACAGAUCUGAUAAAUUCUGAUAUGAUAAAACAAGAACAACGCUCAGAUAAAUUAAAGAUUUUCUCGUAUCUCUGUAAACUUGCAGCAAAAGUGAGAAUAGAUGAAAAAGUUGCUUCAGGAAUGAGAUUCGACGAAUUACAAGAAGUUCUUUCGACAAGAAUUGAACAAAUAGUUAGUGGUGAAUACUCCAUGUUAAGUGAUGUUCAAGCGAAUGCUGAUCGUGUAAACGGUUUAAAUCGUAAAGUGAAAAGAUUGCAAGAUCAACUAGCUAGUCGAGAAAUACAAUUAAGUUUAUGGAAAGAAAAAGCUAGUAAAUUAGAGAAUCAAUUAUCUGAUAUGAGUGAAACGGAAAUGAAAGCACAUGCAAACAAAAUUGCAGCUGAAAAAUCCGCUAUCAAUGCUCGACGAUCAGAAUUAGAAGCGUCUAGAUUAAAAGAUGAACUGACUCGUUUGAAAGCGGAACUUUUAGAUUUUAGCGAUGCUAAAAUUGCAGUAGUUAAAUAUGAAGAACAAAUGGGAGAACUAACGAAACAAAACAGAGAGUUGGAAAGUAUCCGUCAAAGUCAGGCGACUAAAAUUGCUGAAUUAACAGAAAAAAUGGAAUUACAAACAACUACGGACUGUGAUAAUCGUAUUCGAUUAGAAGAAGAAUGUAAACAUUUAAUGAAUGAAUUACAAUCAACUAGAAAGUCAUUGGAACAAUUUCAACGUUCUGAAAGAGAGCUUCUAGAAUUCAGAGCACUAGUUGGUCGUCUUCUUGGUUUAGAUACAGAACUACUAACAGUACCUAAUUAUGAUAUUAUUAGUCGUUUGGAAACAAUAGUUGCGCAUCAUCAAUUUGUCCAUGAUAAUUCAAUGUGUUCACAUGUGAAUGAUGCACAUUCACCCAAUAGAAAAUCACAUUCGUUUACUAAAGAUACAGGAUUACAACGAAAUCCAACGGCAGACUGUUAUACGGCUGGACCACACACAGCAAAAACCAGAUCUAAACAAGCCUGGGUAAAUACUUGUGAGGAUUAUUCAAAAACGUGUAAUCAUCCAGUGAGGGAUUCAUUAGAAAAGUACAGAGAAAAAUGUCAUCCAUCUGAAUGCAUAAAACGCGAUCCAAGAAAGUAUUAA